This is a messenger RNA of Coprinopsis cinerea okayama7#130, 1598 nucleotides long. Its product is annotated as alpha tubulin. The record is from RefSeq and is a predicted model, not a curated record. Bases 72 to 1415 code for a protein of 447 amino acids. Gene Ontology annotation, cellular component: cytoplasm; microtubule; spindle. The transcript has 10 exons. Gene Ontology annotation, biological process: nuclear migration by microtubule mediated pushing forces; nuclear division; microtubule cytoskeleton organization. Gene Ontology annotation, molecular function: structural constituent of cytoskeleton; GTP binding. Lineage: Eukaryota; Fungi; Basidiomycota; Agaricomycetes; Agaricales; Psathyrellaceae.
GACGACCAGGUCUUGACUGUUCCUCGACAUCCUCCAGUGCAUAUUCUCACCCCAAGUCUAUCUCUUCAACAAUGCGUGAAGUCAUUUCCCUCCAUGUUGGCCAGGCUGGUGUUCAGAUUGGUAACGCCUGCUGGGAGCUUUAUACCCUUGAACAUGGUCUCAAUCCCGAUGGACGCCUCGCAGAAGGCUCGCCAUCCGCCUCAGACAGCGGCUUUUCAACUUUCUUCUCCGAGACUGGCUCUGGAAAACACGUACCACGGUCGCUCUACAUCGAUCUCGAGCCCGGAUGUAUCGAUGAAGUGAAGAGCGGUCCUUAUCGCUCUCUCUUCCACCCGGAAACCAUGAUCGCUGGCAAGGAAGACGCCGCCAACAACUAUGCCCGUGGUCACUACACCGUCGGAAAGGAACUCAUCGACCCUGUCAUGGACAAGUUGAGGAGAUUGGCCGACAACUGCGAUGGCCUCCAAGGAUUUUUCGUCUUCCACUCCUUCGGUGGAGGAACUGGCUCUGGUUUCGGCGCCCUUUUGAUGGAAAAGUUGUCGACAGACUAUGGCAAAAAGUCUAAACUCGAGUUCUGUGUCUACCCUGCCCCUCAACUCUCCAGCUCUGUCGUCGAGCCUUACAACUCUGUCCUCACCACCCACACCACUCUCGAGCACUCUGACUGCUCGUUCAUGGUCGACAACGAGGCUAUCUACGACAUCUGCAAGAAGAAGCUCGGUGUUACUUCCCCCAGCUUCUCCAACCUCAACCGCCUCAUCGCCCAGGUCGUCUCCUCCAUCACUGCUUCCCUGCGGUUCGAUGGUUCGCUCAACGUGGAUCUUAACGAGUUCCAAACCAACUUGGUCCCCUUCCCUCGUAUCCACUUCCCCUUGGCUACCUACGCUCCAUUGAUCUCUGCAGAUAAGGCUGGCCACGAGCAGAACACCGUCUCCGAGAUGACCUUCUCUUGCUUCGAGGUCGGUAACCAGAUGGUCAAGUGCGAUCCCAGAGAGGGCAAAUACAUGGCAUGCUGCUUGCUCUUCCGUGGUGAUGUCGUUCCCAAGGACGUCCAGGCCGCUGUCGCUACCAUCAAGACCAAGCGAACCAUCCAGUUCGUCGACUGGUGCCCUACCGGUUUCAAGCUCGGUAUUUGCAACGAACCCGCUGCCUGCGUCCCUGGAGGUGACCUCGCAAAGACCAGCCGUAGCUUGUGCAUGCUUUCCAACACCACUGCCAUCUCUGCUGCAUGGAGCCGCCUCGACUACAAGUUUGACCUCAUGUACUCAAAGCGUGCAUUCGUCCACUGGUACGUUGGUGAGGGUAUGGAGGAGGGUGAAUUCUCUGAAGCCCGAGAGGAUCUUGCCGCGCUCGAAAAGGACUACGAGGAGGUUGGCACCGACUCUGCCGAUGUCGAGGAAGAUGUUGAAUACUAGAGGCAGCCGACCUUCUUCCUAUCUUUAUUGGCUAAACUUUACACUUUUCAACCACCUUAGUAAAGAACGCGUUCCCACCUUCUACUUCGCCACUCACCUCGUUUCGUCGUGAUCUCUUUCGUAUCUCUAGUAUUGUUGAAAGGGAUCUAUUCAUCUAGUCUAAUGACAUUUGUUCUAUGCUUA